AUGCCAUACGAUCAUACCUCUCCGUACUCCCACCGCGGACAUGAGAGCCAGAUGCACUCGUACAACCACACGGCCUAUGAUACCAGUGGUGGCUCACUCUAUGGACCGCUCUCCGGAGACCUAAACCAUCAGCCCUACAGUACCCCUGACACAUCACCGCCGACGCCCUCCCGUGCGUCUGAUGUGCUAACAACCCGAAGCGGACUCAACGUUCACAAAGGGCCUUCUAUCAGCAAGCCUCUGGCAACCCGCACUGGCCGCGUUGAGAAAUCAACCCCUAGGAAGAAAAAGGAGCGUGCCAAAUCGUCCAAGAAGGUUGACGGGCUCCAAAAGCCACUGAGCGAGCUGGCGAGAGAGCAGCCUCAAGUGCCCGUGGCUGACAUCGAGGCCUACGUCCAGCGAUCGGCGGAAACACGAUUGAAAGAGGUGGAAGAGAGCAAGACGCCCGGUAGGAUCAAACGGCCCAUGAAUGCAUUCAUGCUGUAUCGCAAGGCGUACCAGAACUUGGCCAAGAGUCUUUGCACGCAAAAUAACCACCAAGUCGUAUCUCAGGUCUGCGGUAGCGGCUGGCCCUUGGAGCCUGAACACGUCCGCGAUCAAUUCAACGAGUGGGCUAAGAUGGAGCGAGCUAAUCACCAGAAAGCCCACCCGGGCUACAAGUUCACACCAUCAAAACCGAGGCCCAAGGCAAGGGACGGAGAGGGAGAUUCCGAGGAGGGUGAUUUGGAAGAUCUCGAAUGGGGUGCCAGCCGAGCAAGCUCGAGAAGCAGACAGAUCAGGAAGCCGGGAAACGGUCGCAACGAUGCGCCGGCAUCAAUCUUCCACAACUAUCCCCCGCUUUCAGGCAGCCCGAUGGGUCUUGGAGUGCAGACUCAGUCCAUGUAUCACUACAGCAACCCUGGCAAGCCUCUGCCAGCACCGUACAGCCAGACGGGCCUUGGUGGGCAGUACUACCAGCAGAGCGUUCAUCAGCGACAAGACGCCACCGGUUUCGUCGAGGACGUUCUUAUCAGAAAGACGCCAUCUCCGGCAAUGGGCUACUCCGCACCACCCAUGGAUGGCCGCUUCGACGGUAUGAGCCAGUACGGACCCAUGUCCCACCACGACGGCCUCGAGACCAUGAUUGAUCCGGGUUUGAUGGGCCAUGGAGGUCAUCCAUAUGGUGAUCCGUAUGGGGAUCCCAUGCUGGAGCCUAGAUGGACGAACCCGCUUGGCUUCGGCGACGGCAGACAGGACCUGCUCGAUGGUCUGUCAGGUUAUGACGAGAAUCUCAUGCAUGAUCCGCAGCUUCAGAUCCUGCGGGGGCAAGAGAGCAGCUGGAGGGUGGAGGAGCUUGAAGGAAGCCACUUCAACAACUGGAUAGACCAGCCAGAGAAGCUUUCGCUUGACGCCAUACACAUCACGACGCAUGAAGAUACUAUGACGUGGAUUUCCCGCUCUAUUGCUGCCUUUGGGCUUGUGUUGCUGGGUCACGCUUGCUAUUCAGCCCAGGAGCAUACGGCACUACAAUCAUUCCGAGCCGUAUCGCCUUUGUCUUCGUCACCUGAUUCAGCCACGACCUCGCUACCCGCAGACAUCACGAUCGAAACGGCAGUCGCGACCAUUAUCGUUGUACUGGGACUUGUGCUGGGUGCCCCGAACCUUCGACCGAUUCAAUGGCGCGUCUGGGCUGGCAAAAUCGAGAGGGAGGGUGAGGCAGGGUUCCUCAGUGGCAGCGGUGAGGUUGAGAAAGAUUACUUGGGCAACCCCUUUCGAAUUCUUGAGAGCCGGCCGGGCUUCGUCGAUAUCAGGAAACAGAAGGGCGACUUCGCCAAUUGGGCUAAAGACGACAAGAAGACCCAAGCAACCACUGCCUCGUCAUGA
Colletotrichum aenigma is the source of this 1863-nucleotide messenger RNA. RefSeq names its product Mating-type M-specific polypeptide Mc (gene matMc). Gene Ontology annotation, cellular component: EMC complex. NCBI's taxonomy places the organism in Eukaryota, Fungi, Ascomycota, Sordariomycetes, Glomerellales, Glomerellaceae. The transcript has 5 exons. The record is from RefSeq and is a predicted model, not a curated record. Gene Ontology annotation, biological process: protein folding in endoplasmic reticulum. Bases 1 to 1863 code for a protein of 620 amino acids.